AUGACUCUGCGCAUAACUGUAGCUGAAGACAACAAUUCUACGGAGAACGGACCUGGCCCAAUUAUUCCGAACCGCAUAGAGAAAUCCUCCCCUGCGAUUCCACAGUUGGAUGUUCACCCCCUUGAAGUUGAUCUCCGCUCAACUGCGCGGUUGGGCUCUCCCCAAUCGCGGAUUCAUCAGUCAGAGUCUCCAGUCACAGUUCUCUUUCGCAUCAACAAUAACCGCUGUCGUCAACUGCCAAUGCCAUUCACUGUUUUGAAACUUGCCGUUUUACAUGUGCCAGCCAUACAUGAGUACCACCACGCCUGGCUGCAGGUGUACAUCCAUUAA
Molecule: messenger RNA, 330 nt
Organism: Paracoccidioides brasiliensis Pb18
Exons: 1
Coding region: 1-330 (109 amino acids)
Source: RefSeq, a predicted model, not a curated record